Molecule: messenger RNA, 2143 nt
Organism: Daucus carota subsp. sativus
Lineage: Eukaryota; Viridiplantae; Streptophyta; Magnoliopsida; Apiales; Apiaceae
Product: O-fucosyltransferase 19-like
Exons: 8
Coding region: 143-2035 (630 amino acids)
Cellular component (GO): cytoplasm
Source: RefSeq, a predicted model, not a curated record
ACAUAAUCAGAAAAGCCAUACAAAAAACAAGUAGGCAAUUUUCACGUAGUGCAUGAACAUACAACAAAAGAAUGAGCAAGAUAAUCAAUUAAAGCAAACUUUUUGAUUUUAUCUCACACAAGAAGCUCCAAUUCCACGUUAAAUGUCACCUAUUGCUGAAGCUAGCUCGGUGCAUACACUCCUGCCCCUAUCUUCGUCGAGAUCAAGAAGAAGGCCAAAAGAUUCCAUUGAAUCUACGGAGGAAGAUGAUGAUGAAGAUGGCGGUGGAGGGGGCACUAGUGAUGCAGGCAGCAGUCGUAACCACCUCCACAGCCAUCCGAUACACCACCGCUCAGGGUUGCUUGUGGUGGAUGGUGGUGUCGUGUUGAGGAGGAAAAUGAGGUCUUUAUUGAAUUUGAGGCCGAAGAAGAAGAACAUAAGAAGCUGGAUUUCUGGCGCUUUAACUUUUUUGAUUGUGACAACUAUAAUUUUGAAAAUGAUGCUAAUGCAUAGCUUAAAUUCAAAAACUGCAGAAUUGAAGAGAAAUGAUUUCCUGAUAUACCCCCUGAACAGGAAUGAUUUUUUGAUACAUCCCAAGAAAAGAAAUCACUUGAUACAUCCAAUGAAGAGAAAUGAUUUUCUGAUUCAUCCUGUGAAGAAAAAAGAUUUCUUGUUGAAUACCGAUUUAGUGAACAAUAGUCAGGAGUACAUUGCAGAGGAGGAAUCAGAAGAAAAUAGUAAUGAAGUUCGACAAGCUAUGAGGGACUUUCUGGUUCCAGAAAUUUGGAAGAAUCCCAGAACUGAUGACUACUACCCAUGCAUAGAUAGGUCAAGUAAAGAAAUCGCUAAUGAAAAUGCCGCCACAAAUGGCUACAUACUAGUUCAUUCAAACGGGGGGCUGAAUCAGAUGAAAACUGGAAUAAGUGAUAUGGUUGCAAUCGCUAAAAUAAUGAAUGCUACCCUGGUUAUUCCUUCCUUGGAUCACUCAUCCUUCUGGACUGACCCGAGUGAUUUUAAGGAUAUUUUUGACUGGUUGGUCUUCAAGACAGUUCUGUUAAAGGAUGUGGAUGUAGUGGAAUCUCUUCCUCCGGACUUAGCAGCUGUUAAGCCUCUUGUGAAAUCCCCGGUUUCUUGGUCUAAGCCCAGUUAUUAUAAAAAGCAGAUACUUCCGUUAUUGAAAACGAACAAAGUGAUAGAAUUUACACAUACCAAUUCACGCCUUGCUAAUAAUCAAGUCCCAAACUCAAUCCAGAGGCUGAGAUGCCGCGCAAUGUAUGAAGCUCUUCAAUUCGCGGAUGAUAUUACUGAGCUAGGAAAUAAACUAGUUAACAGAAUUAAAUUCGACAGAGACCCUUAUGUUGCUCUACAUUUAAGAUAUGAGAAGGAUAUGCUAGCCUUCACAGGCUGCAACCACAAUCUGACAUCAAAGGAGUCCGCGGAGCUUAAGAAGAUGAGAUACGAAGUAAAGCAUUGGAAAGAAAAACACAUUAAAAGUAAACAGCGGCGACUAAAAGGUGGCUGUCCCAUGACACCAAGAGAGGCAGCUCUGUUUCUUGAAGCAAUGGGAUAUCCUUCAGAGACUAAAAUUUACAUAGCUGCAGGCAAGAUUUAUGGGGAAAACAGCUUAAAUGCACUCAUCGAAAAGUACCCAAAACUGUUUGAUCACUCAACAUUAGCUACAGAAGAGGAGCUGAAACCUUUUAUAGGCAGGCACAAUAAGCUUGCAGCAUUAGACUACAUGGUCGCGGUGGAGAGUGAUGUAUUUGUGUACACUUACGACGGAAAUAUGGCCAAGGCAGUGCGUGGCCACAGAAUGUUUGAAGGCUUUCGCAAAACCAUUGAUCCUGACAGACGCAGUUUUGCAAAACUUGUGGAUGCAUUGGAUGAGGGUAAGCUAUCUUGGGAAGGUUUUUCGACACAGAUUAAGAACAUUCAUGCAAAUAGGACUGCAGCACCCAAGUAUAGAGUAGCAGGCGUGACGCCUAAACGUGAACAAAGUUUUUAUGCAAAUCCUUUGCCGGGCUGCAUCUGUAAAGUGCCCUCGAAAGCUCAAUAGCAAGACUAGAAAAAUCCGCAUGCAUAAUAACUAUCUUCAUAGAAUUCAGAUCAAAGAUAAUCCAUUUUUGUGUAAAAACACAGACAUGUGUUCAAACAUACCAGUUUG